Paramecium sonneborni is the source of this 1062-nucleotide messenger RNA. Lineage: Eukaryota; Ciliophora; Oligohymenophorea; Peniculida; Parameciidae. The record is from the annotation of a GenBank genome assembly.
UAUAUAAACAAUGAAAAAUGAUCAUUCGCCUGUAAAUCAAUAAACUAAGGGUAAUUUAAACAAUCAGAAUUCCUCUCCAAGAAAACAAUAUGCUCCUUAAGAUACAAUGUCAUAGAUUAUACAAUACAAUCCUUAAUCUUCAAAUCUGAAAUCAUAAUCACCACACAGACCAAAAGAUUAACCAAAACAAAGCUUCUAUUUUAUUCAGGAUAAUGGUUAACGAUAAUAAGAAACAUCCUAAAGGUUUAAUGAAGUUAAGAAUAAUUACAAUAUUACUAAGCAGUUAACAGAUAGAAAUGAUAAAUAAAGAAAGCAAGUUGAUUUAUCUAGCAAUGUUUUUGAGAAUACUAAAAAUCUAGAUAUGAUUGCUAAAUCCCCCUAAAAUUAAUAAGUAAUUAAUACAUCAGUUUAAUGGACAAAUGUGCAUUAUGGUAAAAUACUCACAUCUGUAAAUGAGAAAGCAGAAUUUGGAAAAGACUAUGCUAAGUAAAGGAAACGUUAGGAAUAACAAGAAUAAUAUUAAGAGGGCCCUAAACAUUAAAGCCCCUCAAAGAUAAUAGAGAAUGAGGUUAAUAUUAAGUCAAAGAAAUAAAAUUAAUAAUUCUCUGAUAUUUUUGGACAAGAAUUGGGAAACAAAGAAAGAAAGUGGUUAAGACCAUAACGUAGUCUUUCUCCUUAGAUUAAAUGGAAUACUUUUGAUAGCACUAGAGAUUAUAAGGAUUUUGGGGAUAUGAGUAUUAAAGUAAAAAUUUAUUUUACAGAAUAAAGGAGUCUAAAUUACGUACAUUAUAAACAGAGAAUUCAAAAGAUAAUUAGAAAAAUAGCCAUAAAUUAAAUCAUCCUAUGACAUCUCCAUUUUUUGAUGUAAAUAUAUGAUUGUUAUUUUGAUAGUGCCAAAUUUCAUUUGAUAAGAUAAAAGGGUAAUACAAAUAAUAAAAUUAAUUAAAAUUUGGAGAAAAUGCAUCUUAAAAGAAAUUCGGAUAAGAGAAAAAGAUUGAAUAAAGUAGUAGUAAUAAAAAGUACGAUGGAAUUUACUCAUGGAAAAACAACUAUUAAAAAUGA